Messenger RNA from Styela clava, 2710 nucleotides. Its product is annotated as CAP-Gly domain-containing linker protein 3-like. The record is from RefSeq and is a predicted model, not a curated record. Gene Ontology annotation, molecular function: protein binding. Lineage: Eukaryota; Metazoa; Chordata; Ascidiacea; Stolidobranchia; Styelidae.
ACUUUAAUACAAAAUAGAUGUGGAGUACCACAAAUAGAGAAACAUUUCAUUCAUUGGAUUAGAGUGAAACUGAAAAUAAGGGGCUCGUACGUUUCUAAUACUGGAUAUAAUGUACAAUGGAGUGCUCUUCGCAAACGGAAUCAUUUGAAACGUCUGUAUCAGAUUCGAAAGCUGAAGAUGAGCUUGAAGUAGAAAAAGAAGGGAAUAUUAUUGUACAUCCAUCAGCUUCUAUUCCACUCCCAUUUGGUGUGGAAGAAAAAGAUGAAGUUAUUUUCAUUGAUUUAAAUUCCGGUGAAGGGAAAAGAAUUUUAUCUGAUCCUGAGACAAGUGUGCCAGAAUUAUAUGCUUUAGCAAGACAAUUUGUUUCUCCAGUGUGUGAUAACAUUAGACUGAUUAUCAAUGAGAUUAUUAAUCGUAAUAUUGGAGUAAAUGAUAUUGAUGCAACAACUGGAAUGACUUUGUUACAUUAUGCUGUGAGAGCUGAAAUUUUAGCUUCAGAUAAACUUGCUCCAGUUGAAGCGCUCAGUACUUUGUUAUGUUAUGGAGCUGAUCCAUCGCAAAGAUCGUUGCUCACAGACAUGAAUGGAUUUCAUUUCGCUGCUUAUUUUGAUUGUCCAUCUUCUCUUGAAACAAUGAUUAAUCAUGGAAGUUCUUCUAAAUACGAUGUUGAUUGUUUAUUGAACAGCCUUUGUAGUGAAUUUGAAUUUGGAUCUGCUUUACAUAUUGCUGCUAUGAAUUUAAGUGUUAAUGCUGCUGAAAUUUUAUUGAAGCAUGGUGCUGACAUCAAUCUUAAGGAUGAUUUAGGAAGAAUUCCAUUGUAUUGCAUUCCCCAGAACACACAUAAUAAUGAGGAAAGAAGAAAUGCAGAGAGAUUAAGAUUAAUUCUCAGUGAUAGCCCAGACAAGAAGAUUUUGAAGGAAUCAUCAAAAAUCUACGUAGAUCAGCAUAAGCCGAGCACGGUAAACAAACGGUUGAAAGCAAGUUCGUGGCACGAAUCAAAGAAUUUGACAACAGGUAAAGAUGCCAUUGAUAAUAAAUGGAACUUCAACGUUGGUGAUCAUGUGUUUGUAUCGGGAACUAAAAAAGGAAUAAUCAGAUUCAUUGGAACAACUAAGUUUGCUUCAGGCACAUGGUGCGGAAUCGAGCUUCAUGAACGAAUCGGAAAGAACGACGGAAGUAUAAACGAUGUUCGUUAUUUUUCAUGUGAUUCGUCACGAGGUGUUUUUGCUCCAAUCAAUAAGCUUUCUCAUGUGACUACAAAUUCUUUACCAAGGAGAAGUAAUUCAAGAACUAAACAUGCAAGGUCAAGAUCUGUUGGACGUCAGCCGCCUAUUCAUUCUUGUUCAAGUAGUGGAACGAGUUCAAGAGAAUUGUCUCCAACAUUCAAUGCUCGACUUCGAAUUGGAACAAUUGUUUACUUGGAACAUCUUAAGGAAAGAGCAGAAAUAAGAUACAUUGGAAGAACAGAUUUUGCUGAUGGAGUGUGGGUUGGAUUAGCUUUACCUAGACCAGUUGGAAAAAACAAUGGAACAGUUCAAGGACGACAGUACUUCAAAUGUAAACCAAAUUGUGGAAUCAUGUUGAAACCCAGUCGUAUUUUUUUGAAUGGCAUCAGUGGGGAUAAUUUGCUGUAAAAAGUAUUUUAAUCUGCAGGAUUGGGGAGUCGGUUCACAAUGGCUUCUUCAAACUGUGACUUGGUAUGGCCACCACCACGAAACAUCAGUCCAAAUGCAGUUUCGUGGUAGCAGAACUCAAAACCAUGAUAUAAUUUUUUUUAAAUUAAAAUUUAUUAUACAAAUUCAACUUGAAAUUUAUAAACUAAUAUUAGAAAUUAAAUAUUAAAAAAAUUAUAAAUUGAAAGGCGAUAGAUAAGUAUUAAAAAAUAAUACAUGCGAUAAAAAUGUUAAGCGGUUAAGAGAUGGAAGCCACUGAAAUUUCUGGUAGCUCUCAUCUAUUAUCGUAAACUUGGCUCCAGCUCAUUAGAACCGGAUUCAAAAUCACAAUAGUGAUUUGACUUUCAACUACUCAUAUAUUCAUGUCUGUUUGUGUGAAUUUUUUUUCCAUAAUUAGCCUUGCAACAGUUGAUUGUGAUGUUAAUCACUAUAAUCUUUUCAUUCAUAUUCAUGUAACCAGUCCCUGAUAUAUAUUUUUAUAUGAGAGAUAUUUUUUAAUGUUUAUAUGUUGACACUGUUUUUGACUUAGCUGAACCACUGUUUGAACCUAAUGAAAUUAAAGAUUGUUGUCUUCAAUCUUUUCACUGUUUAGUUUAUGUUGAAUAACAUUUUUGUUGAUGGAAAUCAAUUUAAAAUCAUAAUCUGAUCAAAAGAAGUGAGUAGAAGAUAAUUUUUACUGAAAAUCUCGAAGCAUUUGGAAUGAGCGGAAUACGCUCCUUCUUUUAACCUUCAACCUUUGUAAUAAUCUUGAAUUGGAAAAUACACAUCAGUUUGAUUCUAGUUGGACAACAUCUAUGGUUAUCAUCAUCUCACUUGAAAUGUCGAUUAUUAGUUAUUUAGUUUAGAUUGUCGAGUAUAUCCUUUUUUGUAUUGUGUAACAAUGAAUCAAGUAUUUCAUAAUCCUCUGUAAUAAUAAUUUUAUGACCCCUGACACUCAACUAAUUAAUGUUUAAUACCUAUGAUAGAUCUUGAUUUUUCUUUAUUUACUAAAUAUGCUGCGUUUCUUCAAUUGUCAAUUAUAUGCAUUCACUGUGGUA